AUGAUGGGCGGAGCCGCCCAGAGCAAUUCACUCAAAACGGCGACGUACAGCGAAAAACCUUGGCUUCUGAAAAAGAUGAGACUACCCAGCUCGCUGAGGACUUUCAAGCAAGGAAACAAGCUCGCUGAGGAUGGGAAAUAUCGUGAAGCGCUUGGGAAGUGGGAAGCUGCUCUUACUUUGACGCCAGACAGAGCAGUUUUACAUGAACAAAAGGCUCAACUUUUACUUGAAAUUGGAGAGGCAUGGAAUGCUUUGAAGGCUGCAACUCGAGCUGCUGAAUUGGAGCCAUCAUGGGCUGAGGCCUGGAUCACCCUUGGUAGAGCACAGUUGAACUUUGGGGAGCCCGAUAAGGCCAUGGAAAGCUUUGACAGAGCGUUAGCUAUUAAGUCUGAGUCUGUGGAGGCACAGGAUGACAGGCAAACUGCAUUACAUCUAGUGAAGAGGCGAAAGCAGCUACAUUCAUCAGGGUUGAGUGCUACUAAAAAUCGUUAUGAAGUAGGAGACAAGACCGAAAGCCCCUAA
This is a messenger RNA of Ilex paraguariensis (yerba mate), 522 nucleotides long. Lineage: Eukaryota; Viridiplantae; Streptophyta; Magnoliopsida; Aquifoliales; Aquifoliaceae. The record is from the annotation of a GenBank genome assembly.